AUGUCUGGCAAGCUCGACCAAUCUCUUGACGACAUCACCCAGGCCCAGCGCCGUGGUGCUCGCCGUCGCUCCAACCCGCGCCGUUCUGCUGGACGCCCAGCCGCGGCUGCUCCUAUCGGUGGUAUCCAGAAGAACACCAAGCCCGCACGCGGUUCUGGCGCAAAGCCCGUCCCGGCCAAGGCCGCUCCCAACAAGGACAGCAAGAUCAUAGUGAGCAAUCUGCCUAAGGACGUCUCGGAGCAGCAGAUUAAGGUAUGUUUCCGCUGUGCCUCUUAA
Messenger RNA from Fusarium venenatum, 276 nucleotides. The record is from RefSeq and is a predicted model, not a curated record. Lineage: Eukaryota; Fungi; Ascomycota; Sordariomycetes; Hypocreales; Nectriaceae.